AUGGGCAUCAGCAUCCACAGCAGCAGCAGCAAGAUUAUAUCAACAUCAACAGCAGCAGGAAUAGCAGCAUCAGCAUCAGCAGCAGCAUCAGCAGCAGGAUUAGCAGCAUCAGCAUCAGCAGCAGGAUUAGCAGCAUCAGCAGCAGGAUUAGCAGCAGCAUCAGCAGCAGGAUUAGCAGCAGCAUCAGCAGCAGGAUUAGCAGCAGCAGCAGCAGCAGCAGCAGCAGCAGCAGCAGCAGCAGCAGCAGCAAAGCCUUACUCAUUGGUAGAGUAG
Molecule: messenger RNA, 273 nt
Organism: Eimeria acervulina
Lineage: Eukaryota; Apicomplexa; Conoidasida; Eucoccidiorida; Eimeriidae
Exons: 1
Coding region: 1-273 (90 amino acids)
Source: RefSeq, a predicted model, not a curated record